This is a messenger RNA of Nicrophorus vespilloides, 772 nucleotides long. RefSeq lists its product as uncharacterized. The record is from RefSeq and is a predicted model, not a curated record. The transcript has 3 exons. The coding region runs from base 206 to 673 and encodes 155 amino acids. NCBI's taxonomy places the organism in Eukaryota, Metazoa, Arthropoda, Insecta, Coleoptera, Silphidae.
UUGAUAGAUUAAAGAAUAAAAGAAAAGUGACAAGUUGGAAAAAGUUUAAAAAACAUUCAUUGCAUAUUUGACGGGAAAACUUACUAAAAAAUUAGUUAAUUGCAAAAAAAAAACUUGAAGACAUUUAGAGUAAAAAAAAAACAAAUAAACAUAACAUACAAAAACACAGGAAUUUUGAGAGGAUAUAAUAAGUUGAGCAGCAAACAUGGAUUUCCGAAGAUUACUUAGGUGCGUCUUCAGUUUACUCAUUUACCAGAUGAUAUCUAAGAUCUGCGUUUGGAUGAACAUUAGCUUAAUGUUCUUACUCGUUAGCUUCCUACUGAGUUUCUCAAUGACAUUGCCUCACUGCUACCAAUAUUACAAUCCUGUUAUGGCACCUCUAAGUACUAUAGGGAUUAUGGCAUUGUUCUUCAAAAUGUUCACGUCGUUUUUCAUCACGUCCAUGCCGACCAUCAGUUCCAUCUUUAAUGGUAUCAUAUACGGCAUGAUUUCUGGAAUGCUGUUCGCAUAUGUGACUGUAUUCCGGAUACUCUUAUAUCAUGAGUUCAUCAUAGACAACUAUUUCGCCUAUUUUCUGAUGAGAAGGCGAUAUGGCGAACGACUACUACCAUUCGUUAUAUUGUUUAUACCAUUUUACAAUAUGGACGAAGUUAUACGUAGAAUGUAUGGUUAACUUAAAGAUGAUUAGUUUCAUCCUAAAGCCAAAUAAAUAGUAUUAAGUUAUUAGGUUAAUAAUAUACCUAAGUUUAGGAUUAUCUCUGCAAAAAGCUUA